UGAUGUCAAUGCCACCCUCAAGUGACAUAGGAGUUUGAUCUCUUUAAAAUCCAAUCACCAAGGUACGAAUUCAGUAGAGCCUUGCCUGUGAAACAACAACAAUUCAAGCGAAAAAAAGGAGACACAACCCUCAAAUUACCAUGUCACUCCCAUCUACCUACAAGGCCGCCAUCUUCAAGGCACAGGGCCAGCAGUUGACCCUUGAGGACCAGCCGAUGAAGGAGCCUGGUCGCGGUGAGAUUCUCGUCAAGGUUGAGGCCUGCGGCGUCUGCCAUUCGGAUUCAUUCGUGCAGAAUAAUGCUUUUGGUGGUGGUUUCCCUCGCAUCCCUGGCCAUGAGAUAAUUGGCCGCGUCGCAGCAGUUGGGCCAGAAGUCAGCGGAUGGGAAGCUGGCCAGCGUGUGGGGUCUGGCUGGCAUGGUGGACACGAUGGAACCUGCAAGGCAUGCAACAAAGGCCUGCAUCAGAUGUGCGAGGCUAAAACCAUCAACGGCAUAAUCAAGGACGGCGGCUAUGCCGAAUACUGCAUCAUCAGGUCCGAAGCAGCUGUCCGCAUCCCUGAUCAUGUCGACGCAGCCAAAUACGCACCUAUACUGUGCGCCGGCGUGACGACCUUCAACUCGAUAAAGCGCCAGGGCAUCGCGGCAGGCGAGACGGUAGCCAUUCAGGGACUGGGUGGCCUAGGUCACCUGGCGAUCCAGUACUCCCAGCGCAUGGGCUACCGCGUCGUGGCCAUCUCGAGAGGCUCCGACAAGGAGAAGGCGGCCAGAGAGCUGGGCGCGCACGAGUACAUCGACGCAGCCAAGGAAGAUCCCGCCGCAGCUCUCCAAAAGCUCGGCGGAGCUGCACUUAUUGUUGCCACCGCGCCCCAUGCAAACGCAAUCUCCCCCCUGAUCGGCGGCCUGGGGCUAAUGGGAAAAUUGCUGCUCCUAGCGGUUCCGGGUGACUUGAGCGUGAACACCAACAUAAUGAUUGGACAAGGCUGCUCAGUCACCGCGUGGCCCUCUGGCAAUGCUCUCGACUCUGAAGAAGCCAUCAACUUCACCGAGCUGCAGAAUGUUGACUGCAAAGUUGAGACUUUCCCUCUAGAAAAGGCACAAGAGGCGUUCAACGUAAUGAUGGACGGUUCCGUGCGGUUCCGAUCAGUCCUGACAAUGACUUGAAAGUCAUGAAACCAGCCUCAAUUGACAGAAACCUUUCGGUAUUCUCCAGGACAUGCAGAUUACAUGUUGCUCGGUGCGGUCAUGCUGAGUUUGGGUGGGGGAGGGGUAAAGCGUGGUGGCGCGCUGAAAAGAUACAGGAACGACCCUUUGUUGAUGACUGUUGUCAGCAGUUGCUAAAAAAGACAAAGGGGGCUCAGUCACCAAUCUGGAGUCGAACAAGAAAUCUUCAGGGCAUGCAACUCACCUAGGUACUUUAGGUACAAGUAAAACAAAAACAUCGACCAGACCUUGAUGCUGAAUACUGUCCUCCAGAGCCGCUCUAGGUUCAACUCCGUCAAUAUUCGAACAUCAAAGAACUAGGCAAUCCGCCCGAAAUCUAGUUUGGUCUGGAAUGGCAAGUGAUUGCUCCAAAGCCCC
Molecule: messenger RNA, 1577 nt
Organism: Pyricularia oryzae 70-15
Lineage: Eukaryota; Fungi; Ascomycota; Sordariomycetes; Magnaporthales; Pyriculariaceae
Product: alcohol dehydrogenase 1
Exons: 5
Coding region: 141-1160 (339 amino acids)
Molecular function (GO): zinc ion binding; oxidoreductase activity
Source: RefSeq, a predicted model, not a curated record